Messenger RNA from Podarcis muralis (Common wall lizard), 969 nucleotides. RefSeq names its product olfactory receptor 6J1-like. Gene Ontology annotation, molecular function: olfactory receptor activity; G protein-coupled receptor activity. The record is from RefSeq and is a predicted model, not a curated record. Lineage: Eukaryota; Metazoa; Chordata; Lepidosauria; Squamata; Lacertidae. Gene Ontology annotation, biological process: G protein-coupled receptor signaling pathway. Gene Ontology annotation, cellular component: membrane.
AUGGGAAACCACACCGGAUAUGAAGACUUCAUCCUGAUAGGUUUUCUGAUGCAACGUGAAGCAGAGAUUCUGUUGGCAACAGUUCUUAUCGCUGUGUACAUCUUGACACUGUUGGGUAACAUGGUCGUUCUGUUCAUUACCUCCACCAACAGCAGCCUCCAUACACCCAUGUACUUCUUCCUUGGCAACCUCUCCAUCCUGGACCUUGCUUUUUCGACUGUGACUGUUCCGAGCUUGCUAAGGGGCCUUCUUUCUGGAGCCAAAACCAUUUCUUUUGCUAGCUGCAUGGCCCAAUCCUACUUCUAUUUCUUUUUGGCCACAGUGGAGUACUUCCUCUUGACGUCCAUGUCCUAUGACCGUUACGUGGCCAUAUGCAAUCCAUUACGUUACCCCAUCAUUAUGAAUGGCCAGGUUUGUGUCCAAUUGGUAUUGGUCUGCUGGCUGGGUGGGUUCAUCUCUGUCCUCUAUCCAACCAUCAUGAUCACCAAGUUCUCCUAUUGCAAGUCCCAUGUCAUUGACCACUUCUUCUGUGACAGUGAGCCCCUGCUGAAACUAUCCUGUACCGAUACAGGCUUGAUACAGAUAAUCACUUUUCUGCUGUCAACAAUGGUCAUCCUCUGCUCCUUGGUUCUAACUCUCAUCUCCUAUGCGUACAUUGUCUCCACCAUUUUGGCCAUACCCACUGACACUGGGAGGAAGAAGGCCUUCAACACAUGCGCCUCUCAUCUCACCUUGUUCCUAAUGGCUGUAAGCAUCUCCAUCUUACUGUAUGUGAUCCCAUCUAAGAAAUCUGCUUUGGGGGCUCGCAAGGUUCCAGCAUUACUGAGUAGCAUAGUCAACCCAUUCCUGAGUCCUUUCGUGUAUACACUGAGAAAUGAUUUGGUCAAGGGCAUCUUGCAAGGGAUUUUUGGUCAGGGCAAAGCUUCGGAGACUCAGAAGCUUCGGAAGUUGCUCAUGAAUCAUGCUUAA